Messenger RNA from Rhopilema esculentum, 5925 nucleotides. Its product is annotated as otoferlin. Lineage: Eukaryota; Metazoa; Cnidaria; Scyphozoa; Rhizostomeae; Rhizostomatidae. Gene Ontology annotation, cellular component: membrane. The record is from RefSeq and is a predicted model, not a curated record. Gene Ontology annotation, biological process: plasma membrane organization.
GUUUUACACGAGGUACUAACCAGAAUAGCGAAGGCAUGAGUGGGAUGGGAAGUUGUGACAAGGAGCAAUGCCUAAAUAAUAUUUGUUUUCGCAUUAUUCUCAACAAAGAAAAAUGUCUCUUGAAUUAUUCGUUACAAGUGUUACAAAAUUGAAAGGAAAGUACGACAGAUUUCUGAGAGUGACGUUUCGAGGUGUCUCCCAAGACUCUGAAGUCAGAGAAAAUUGUGGCAAUGAAGCUCAGUUCAGAAGUACCUUCAACUGGCCUUUGUCAUCACCACUUGAUGCGGACGAAUCGCUUGAAAUUCGAGUUUUCAACAGAAAUAAAGUAUUUCAAGAUAGGCUAAUUGGUGCGUACAGACAACGCCUCAAAGUUGUAGUUGCUCAAGGCCACUUUGAGAAUGCCGAGCCCUUGCUGUCACCAAAUCACAAACUCCUCCCUACUGAGGUAAAAUUUUCAGUGAGAUACUUGCAACCUACGGCGAUUGAUCUUUUUGCGGAUAACAUUGUUGGAAAUGAUGACACAAAGAGUCGGAAAUCAUACAAAUCGACAUAUACGACGUUCUCUAAUCGCAGUAUUACAGGCAUGGAUGGUGCCAAGGACACCACAGACCUGCAUGAUGACAAAGAAUUGUUUCACCCAAGAAUUAUGCCCCCCUCUAUGGUCAAUGCAACGUCAACCGAAUUCCAGAUCCAAGUUCGCGUCAUAGAGGCACGAGACUUGGCUGGUAUGACCCUGGAUCCUGUUGUCACGAUUACCCUCGGGGAAAUGAAGAAGAAUACGACAGUGAAACCUCAGACGAAUAAUCCAAUUUGGGAUGAGUAUUUCUGCAUGGAGCUCAUCAUGACGGAGACCCAAGCACUGGAUCAAAUGCUCAAGUUCGAUGUAUAUACUGGUCGGAAUAUCAUUUCCCAAGGAAGCAUCGUCGGCUCAUUCAAGCUGGACUUGUGGUACAUUUACAGACAACCAGAUCACUGCAUGUUUAGCAAAUGGGCUCCACUUGUCGACGGGGCCAACACAGAAUGCAGGGGGUACCUUCGAUUGGAUCUCUGUGUAUUUGGCAAAGGAGAUAUUCAAAGAGACCCUCCACCGAGAAAAGAUAAAGAUGAAGAUAUUGAGUUGAAUCUAAUCUACCCAGAAAACACCCUAUUGUGUAGGCCUGUUUUCAAAUAUGUCUUCAAAGUAUUCCGCGCAGAAGGCUUACCGCAGAUGAAUGCAAAAUUAAUGGCGAAUGUGAAAAAGGCCCUUACACGAAAGACGCAAGAUAUGGCGGAUCCGUUUGUAGAAAUAACUUUUGCUGGAAUCAAGGGGAAAACCUCUACCAAGAAGAAUACGUACAAGCCAGAGUUUCUACAGCAAAUUGUUUUUACUGAAUUCUUCCCGCCCUUGUGUAAGACUGUCAAAAUUCAACUGAAAGACAGCGAUGCAGUGUCAGACGAACCUAUUGGUACCUAUUUUAUCGAUAUUGAACAAAUUUCGAACAAGGGCGAUAAGCAUCUUGGUUUCAUGCCCAUGUUUGGCCCAUCGUGGAUUCACUUGUAUGGUUCAACAAGAGAUUACACGAUGUUUGAUGAGCACAUUGAUCUGAACAACGGAAUCGGUGAGGGUAUUUCUUACAGAGGUCGAAUUUUAAUGGAGAUGGAUUGCUUUGAAUGCGAGCCCGAUGAGACAGGGAACGUUGACGUGGAAGACGUCACAAAGAUGCCCGUUGAAGGGAAAACUAUCGGAAGAACAGAGGGAAAUCUUCUAUUUGCUACGUUUUAUGAAGCAAGUAUGAUACCCAAGAAGCUUGGCGACAAACCAGUUGAAUUUGAAGUUACUAUUGGUGAAUUCGGGGUAUACCUAGAAGAGGAACCUCCUCCGCAGAAAAACGGAAAACCUGGCACACCGCAACUCAACGCAAAGGAUAUUGAGGACGAAGAAGAUGCUCUAUUAAACAAAGGCGUCGUGGCCAAUACGAUGACUGCUCCGAUCCGCCCAGUGUGCCAAAAUAACGAGAAAUACUUCUCAAUUCCGUUUGGUUCCAAUAAACCGUGUACUUACGUCAAAUUUGAUUUUGAGGACCAGCGAAGGAGAACUUUCAACAAAAUUAUGCUGCAAAAAAUAUACAAUACUUUGGAGGAGAAUCUCGAGGAAUUGGUUGAACGUAUCCGUUUGGAGUUGAAAGGAACGUAUAGAUUAUUAAAAAGGUUCAUGGGGGACAUUGUCCAUAUGUGCAGUCUAUUUAUUGAGCUGUAUGAUGGCAAAAAGACUGGCAUUUAUCUUGGCAAAAACCCCUUGGAUAAAGAGCGAAUGCGAAUCUGCGUUAUUGAAGUGAAAAGUCUUUCAAUGACGGCUGCAAAAGUUGCAGAAGGAUGUAUGAGGAUGAAUCCAUUGAAUGAGAACCCGGCUCUUGUUCAAGAAUUCGUCCAGAAAAUCCAGGGAGUGUUGAGAAAACUCAAGCAAGUGGUGCACGAGCCACAGCAAACUCUUCCAGACAUUUUUAUAUGGAUGUUAAGCGGAGGCAAGCGCGUUGCAUACACGCGAAUACCAGCAAGUGAUGUUAUGUUCUCGAAAUUGGAUUUUGAGCGCGGGACUAACUCGGGAAGAGUGCAGACUAUAUUCUUGCGACUGCCUGGUAAGCGAGGCCACGGCGAAAAGGGCUGGGCGAUUCAGGCGAAAAUCGAAGUUCGAUUAUGGCUUGGGCUGCCAAAUAAAUACCCAGGGAUGUUUAUGAAGGACGUGCCAACUGGAUAUCAAGAUGAGGAUGAUAAUAUCGCUUUCUUUGUUCCUCCAAAGGAACUCAUUUACAAUGCCAAACAAAAGUUUAUUGUUCGUGCCCAUAUUUACCAAGCAAGAAGUUUAAUUGGAAGUGAUGAGUCAGGAUUAUCUGAUGCUUUCGCAAGGGUUAUCGUGACAAACCAAGCCCUGGAAACACAUGUCAUUGAAAAUACGAGGAGCCCAACGUGGGAUACUAUGCUCAAAUUUGAAGACAUCGAGUUCUGGGGUGAACCAGAGGAGUUUGCCGUAAAUCCCCCUGUUAUUGUUAUUGAAAUUUUUGACAUGGACAAAGAACUUAUUGGAAGUGGUAGUAUUGAAUUCAUAGGCCGUGCACUUGCGAAGCCUGUCGUCAAAGGUGCAGAAGAGCCUUACGAAAGGCCAUUUUUCCCACCAGUGCUGCAAUGGUUUCCGAUCUAUCGCGGAGACACAAAGGCAGGGGAACUCCUGGCUGCAUUUGAAAUGUUUCACGUAAAUGAACAUACUCUGCCGGAACACCUUCCGGUUGAUCCUCCUGAGGAAAACAAGGACGAUUUGCUGAAAAGGCCUGUUCCAGAUGAAAUCCGGCCUGUAAUGACAAAACAUCGUGUCGAGGUUAUAUUUUGGGGUGUUAGAGAAAUGAAGAGGGCCCAGCUGAUGAGCAUAAACCGGCCACGUGUUGACAUCGAUUGCUGUUACCCGACAAAAGACAAAGAAGGCAACGAGAAGACUUUCAUGGAAUCCACGAUCUGCAAGAGUGCUAGCAAGAAUCCUAAUUUUGAUAAUCCGGUUGUCCUAUUUGACGUGGAUCUUCCAGAUAAUAAGAAAUACAUACCCCCGGUGACGAUACGUGUCCACGAUAUACGUGCGUUUGGUAGACGGGUGUUGGUCGGGACACAUAUUAUUGAUACUCUACACAAGUACUUUAGAGAUAAUAAAACCUUUGUCAAAAAGGGAGAAGAAGUCGUGGACCCUAAAGCUAAAGGUGACGACAUGGAUGAUGACCGUGCUCCGGGGGCAGGAAUAUUAAUCGAAAUCCCAGAUGGAGAAGAAAAGCCCCCAGAGGAGGAGCCGAAAAAAAAGAGAAGGAAAGAGGAAGCUGAUAAAGACGAAGAAAUCCUGGAUUGGUGGACGAGAUUUUACGAGACAUUGCGAGACAUGGAAGAAGCGAACACGAAAAGUAGGAAGAAGAAGAAGAAAGGGAAUGAAGUGACUGGCGGGAAGAAGCCAGAAAAAUCUGACGUCCCGAGGCUCACGGUCUACGAAACGGAACUAGAGGAUAUUGAUGAAUUUGGCGCCUUCAAUGAUUUCAUGACAACAUUCAGUUUACUUAGAGGCAAAAAGACAGACGAUGAAGAUGACGAAGAGCGGAGGUUCAGUGGAAAAUUCAAGGGAAAUAUUCGAGUCUGGAAGCACCCUCUGCCUAAAGGCUUUGACCCUGAAGAUCCUAAAGGAACGUUUUAUAAGCUGCCAAGUAAUGAACCGAUCAAAGUGCUAGUUCGUGUCUACGUCAUAAGGUGCCUAAAUCUACACCCAACUGAUCCCAAUGGAAAGGCCGAUCCUUAUCUUGUCGUUCAAGUUGGCAAGAAAAGCAUUAAAGACAGAGACAACUAUGUCUCAAAGCAACUUUCACCGGAGUUUGGGAGGGUUUUCGAAUUCAAAUCAGUGCUGCCAUUUGAUAAUAUGCUGACAGUGCAGGUUUAUGACUGGGAUCUUAUGAGUGGCGACGACCUUAUUGGCGAGACCAAAGUCGAUAUUGAAAAUCGGUUCUACAGCAAACAUAGAGCGUCUUGUGGUUUGCAGAAAGACUAUGUCACACACGGCUAUGCAAAAUGGCGAGAUCCACAAAAGCCAUCUCAAAUAUUGACAAAGCUGUGCAAAGAUGAGGGUCUUGAAGGGCCUAACUUCGACAAUGGCAUCUGCUCGAUUGAAGGCAUACCCUUCGAGGGUUCUCCCACUGUAAAAGACGCAAAAGGGCGCGAGAAACCCUCGGAUGAGCCAUGUGCGCUGGUUGCUUUGCACAGGUUUCAUGAAAUACCAGAUAAAGGCUACCAUCUUUGCCCUGAAUACGUCGAAACGAGGUCGCUUAUAAACCCUGAAAAACCAGGAUUAGAACAGGGAAGAGUUCAAAUGUGGGUUGAUAUGUUCCCAAUGGAGCUCACAAUGCCCGGCCCACCCACUGACGUCACGCCUAGAAAGCCAACUGAGUACGAGCUGAGACUUAUUAUAUGGAAUACAGACAGCGUACGGCUGGAGGAGACCAACAUCAUAACUGGAGAAGCAAGCAGUGAUAUUUACGUCAAAGGCUGGCUAGAGGGUAAUAGAGAGUUCAGGCAAGAAACAGAUGUACACUACCGAUCGACUGAUGGUUCUGGAAUGUUCAACUGGAGAUUCGUUUUUCAAUUCAUGUUUCACAAAUCAGAAGAAAAGAUUGUCACAAAGAAAAAGGCUAGUAUUUUUUCGGUUGAUGUGACUGAAGAGAAACACCCGCCGAAUCUUUAUUUACAAGUUUGGGAUGCAGAUCUGCUUUCAGCUGAUGACAUGCUAGGUGACAUCAUCAUGCCAAUAACACAUAUACCGAACCCUGCGAAAACAGCAAAAUCCUGCAGUUUGAAGAUGCUAGAAGAUGGUUAUGUAACUGGAUCAAUUAUAAAAGCCAAGCAUAUGAAAGGAUGGUGGCCGUUUCAGUAUAACCCUGAUGAUGAUGAUGACCCGAAUCCUAUACUCGCUGGAAAAGUUGAAGCUGAAUUCGAGUUGCUUACGAAAGAAGAUGCAGAGGCAGCACCGGCGGGGAAAGCCAGGGAGGAGCCCCAACCACUCGCUAAACCAAAUCGACCUUCCGACGCACUUGGGUUUUUCAUGAGUCCACUCAAAAUGCUUGGCUUUUUGUUCAACUCCUUCAAAUGGUGUCUCCUAAAAUUCUUCAUCAUCGCACUAAUUUUGCUUCUGCUUGGAUUAUUCUUCUACUCUAUGCCGGGCUACACUGUAAAGAAGCUUUUCAAAGUUUAGAGGAACUGAAUAAAGGAUACUCACAGAUCACCCAAACACCAAAAUGGCUCAGUCUGAAAAGAUACGUUUCAACUCGUUCUUCUAUCUUAUAGUUACACUUACAGUGCGAUGGUAUUACAACAGAGUAAAUGUGGCGCAGACGGUAAUGACACAAAUUUUUAUUCAGUUUCGUACAUACCAAC